This is a messenger RNA of Phalaenopsis equestris, 1142 nucleotides long. Its product is annotated as nuclear transcription factor Y subunit A-8-like. The transcript is spliced from 2 exons. The record is from RefSeq and is a predicted model, not a curated record. Gene Ontology annotation, biological process: regulation of transcription by RNA polymerase II. Bases 176 to 712 code for a protein of 178 amino acids. Gene Ontology annotation, cellular component: CCAAT-binding factor complex. Lineage: Eukaryota; Viridiplantae; Streptophyta; Magnoliopsida; Asparagales; Orchidaceae. Gene Ontology annotation, molecular function: RNA polymerase II cis-regulatory region sequence-specific DNA binding; DNA-binding transcription factor activity, RNA polymerase II-specific.
AAAACAUUCUAGCACCUGCAUAUAUUUGAAUAUAACGUCCACAACAUGUGCUGCACAAGUUUUAUAUUUUUUCUACGCUUUUUGUAUUCUCAUAUCUGUAUGUUCUGUAUACUCUGUACAAGUAUGAUAAUCAAGUAGUCACUGAUGAUUUUUUCUUUCAAUGUAGCAUGGACGGAUGCUUCUGCCACUGAAUAUGACAGCUGAAACACCCAUAUACGUUAAUGCUAAACAAUUCCAUGGAAUCAUUAGGCGGAGGAAAGCUCGUGCUAAAGCAGAGAUGAAGAACAAACUGGUCAAAAUCAGGAAGCCAUAUCUCCACGAGUCACGCCAUCUACAUGCAAUGCGGCGUCCAAGAGGAUGUGGUGGCCGUUUCCUGAACACCAAAAAGGAUGCGGAUGUUCAAAAUGUUAAAAGUGAUAACCACAACAAUGGCAAGCAUUUAACUCGGCCUGCAAUCACAUCUCCGAGCUCUGAAAUUCUUCAGUCUGAUAGCGGAAACCUUAACUCAGCUAGCUGCGGCUCAUGUAUAUCCCGAUCAGAGGUGACCAGCAUGUAUUCGCAGGGAAAAAAUGAUCACUUCCAUGUGAUUGAGCAUCUCCGUCCAUCCCUUUACCUCCCUCUAGCAAACAUGAUUGUCGGAGACCGCAGCUCAGUCAUCCUUUCCAAGUGGGGAACAUCAGCUGAUGGCUGCUGCGACCUCCUGAAGGUCUGAGGCACCAAACUUGCUGCAGCCAGAUGGAAGAGCUAGCUGCAAUAGCAGUGAUGCUGCUUUAUGCGGCUUGUUCUUGUUGGGGGAUAGUCCCUGCUGCUGUCUGGUUAUUCUGAUAGGCAAUUCAUUCUUGGCUUUUAUCUGCAUUGAGGUAUAUUUCUUUCUUAUCACUGAUAUUGAAGAAAAUCCUCACUGCUCUGUAUAAUGACUUACUAUAUAGCAGUAGUAGACUUUGGCUCUUUUGCUUCCAUUAGUAGUAAUCUGUGUGAAAGAAUAAGAGGUCCAACUGUUAGGGCUGUCUGUGUCUCUGAGUGGUACUCAUAGCAGCUAUGGUGCUGCUCACUUUGUGCUUGUUUGUGUUAGGAUUUAUUACUGUUUGUUUGAAACUGCAAUCUUUGCUUCUAGUAUUGCAUUGUUAAGCAUCUCUUUGAGA